CCGUGGCACGUUUCACGCCUCCACACACGCCGACAUGUCUCUCGGAAAAGCUGCCCGGAGUUUGCUGAACCCGGCCCGCGGGGCGCUGCGGUCCUCCGCCGCGGCUCCGACCCGGAGCUACGCCGCCGUCGCCGAGGCCCGAGCGGUGCUGGAGAACGAGCUGGACUCGAUCCGAGCCGCGGGGACGUGGAAGGGGGAGCGGAUCAUCACCUCCAAGCAGGGUCCUCAGAUCAGCGUGGACGGCAGCCGUGGCACGAUAUUGAACUUCUGUGCCAACAACUACCUCGGCCUGUCCAGCCAUCCGGAGGUGGUGCAGGCCGGGAUCGAGGCUCUGAAGUCGUACGGCGCUGGACUGAGCUCCGUCAGAUUCAUCUGCGGGACACAGGAUCUCCACAAAAACCUGGAGCAGAAGUUGGCUCAGUUCCACGAGAGGGAGGACUGCAUCCUGUACGCCAGCUGCUUUGAUGCCAACGCUGGACUAUUUGAGGUGCUGCUGGGCCCAGACGACGCCGUGCUGUCUGAUGAGCUGAACCACGCCUCCAUCAUCGACGGGAUCCGCCUGUGUCGAGCCAAGAGGCUGCGCUACAAACACAUGGACCUCAGCGACCUGGAGCACAAGCUCAAAGAGGCUCAGUCGUCUCGCAUGCGUCUGGUGGUGACAGACGGAGUCUUCUCCAUGGACGGAGACGUGGCUCCUUUACAAGGGAUUUGCGAUCUGGCCGAGCAGUAUGGAGCCAUGGUGUUCAUAGACGAAUGUCACGCCACUGGAUUCUUGGGAGCCCGGGGCAGAGGAACAGACGAGCUCCUCGGAGUGAUGAACAGAGUCCAGAUUGUAAACUCCACUCUGGGGAAGGCGCUGGGAGGAGCAGCAGGUGGCUACACAGUGGGUCCUAAGCCGCUCAUCGACCUGCUAAGGCAGCGCUCUCGGCCCUACCUGUUCUCCAACUCGCUCCCUCCUCCCGUGGUGGGUUGUGCCACCAAAGCCGUGGAGCUGCUGCUGGCGUCCAACGAGAUUGCACAAAGCAUGACGGCCAAAACCAUGAGAUUCAGGAACAAGAUGACGAAGGCCGGCUUCACCAUCGCGGGCUCGGCUCACCCCAUCUGUCCUGUGAUGCUCGGCGACGCACGGCUGGCCUCUGUGAUGGCCGACGACAUGCUGAAGCUCGGAGUGUAUGUGAUCGGAUUCUCCUUUCCGGUCGUACCAAAGGGAAAAGCCAGAAUCCGCGUUCAGAUCUCGGCGGCGCACACGGACGAAGACAUCGACCACUGCGUUGACGCUUUCAUCCAAACAGGCAGGAAGCACGGAGUCGUCUCCUGAAUCCGCUGAACAAACAGAAAUCAGAAAAAGGAAUCAGCAAACUGCUUGCCGCUGCAGAUCGCGCUGCUUGUUACUCGAGACCUACGAACAGCAUCGAUGGAAAUAUCGGUUACACUUGCAGGUCAAUGGAGCUAAAUGUUAUUUGUAUGUUUGCUCAGCUGAAUAAAGCACUUUUUUUGCUAAAGUCUAGGUGCUUGUGUUUGAAGACAAAAGGGCUACUAAUUCCAUAUUUCCCCCACACGACUUUAUGUGUGAGAGAAAAUGUGUCUGUUGAAUCCUGUUGACAGUAGAUGAACUUAGACGAGAAGUUCAUCUACUGUCCAGAUGAUAUUUUGAUGAUUGUGAGGAUAAUACUGAUAAGUUUAGUGAUGCUACUACGAAGAUAUUGUUGGACUGUGAGCAUUAAUUAUGGUACAUUAAACUCAUCGUUAAAAUCUGA
Stegastes partitus (bicolor damselfish) is the source of this 1757-nucleotide messenger RNA. It is a transcript of the gene gcat, whose product is annotated as glycine C-acetyltransferase. NCBI's taxonomy places the organism in Eukaryota, Metazoa, Chordata, Actinopteri, Pomacentridae. Gene Ontology annotation, biological process: L-threonine catabolic process; biosynthetic process. The coding region runs from base 35 to 1318 and encodes 427 amino acids. The record is from RefSeq and is a predicted model, not a curated record. Gene Ontology annotation, molecular function: pyridoxal phosphate binding; glycine C-acetyltransferase activity. The transcript has 9 exons. Gene Ontology annotation, cellular component: mitochondrion.